CUACAUAUUUAUGCAGCUAAAGGUAUGAGGGAAUAUACACUGGCAGCCGCUGAGCGUAUGAGAGAGCUGAGAAGACUAGAUGCCAAGGAGCACAGAGGAAAGACUCCCCUGUUGGUUGCAGUAACUGCCAGGCAACCAGCCAUAGUCUAUGAUUUGAUACUGACAGGGGCUGAUGUCAACGCCGUGGACGAUAAAGGACAAUCUGCGUUACAUCUUGCAGCCACAUAUGGUUACCCACAAGUCAUCCAGGUUCUAAUGUCAUUAGAUUUCCCCCACGAUUUAGAAAUGAAGGAUUUUGAAGGCCACACUCCCCUUCACUGCGCUGUUCUGUCCCAUAAUUCCCUGUUCCGAGAGCAGCAAUGUCACCUUACACUAACAGAAGAACGGAAGAAAGAACUUCAGUACCAAAGCGGAGAGGUGCUAUCAUGUAUUCACCUUCUGGUGCAGAUGGGAGCCUCUAUCUACAGCCGAGAUGUUAAAAGCAACAAGACGGUACUUCAUUACACAGUACAGGAUGGGAACAUCGCUCUGCUCAAGUAUUUCUUAGAGCUAAAUGCUUUCAUGUCUGAAGAUUUUGUCAAUAGUAAGGCUCAUGGUAACACAGCUUUGCACAUGGCAGCUGCUCUUCAUCACGACAAAAACCAGGAAGAAAUUAUCAAAUUGCUUCUGGACCAUGGGGCAGACCCAAGCGUUCGAAACUUAGACAACGACCAGGCAAUUCACAUGGCGCAGUCAGGAAAGGCUGGUGAUCGGGUAAACAUUACAGAUGCUUUCUACUUUAUAAUUUUACCUGCCUAUGAAACAUAG
Pelodiscus sinensis (Chinese soft-shelled turtle) is the source of this 807-nucleotide messenger RNA. The record is from RefSeq and is a predicted model, not a curated record. NCBI's taxonomy places the organism in Eukaryota, Metazoa, Chordata, Testudines, Trionychidae.